AUUUCUUCCAAUAUGGAUUUCCCAUUCUGCCAGACCACCCACUGCCCUAACGAAGCCUUGUUCUUCCUCCCGGACAAGCGCCAGUACAUUUGCCUGCUCCAUAAGGGAGCUCAAGCGGAAGACCCAGAGGAUGGAGAGUGCUUUGAUCAGGAAGCUGUUAGACUUGUGUCUAAAGAGGAAAUUAAGAUGUUACUCAGUGUGAUCAAGAGGUGUAGGAAGGAGCUGCAGCUAGCUUUACAAAAGCAAGGAGAUCUAGCUCCAGAAGAGGAAUUUAGCGCUCUUGACAGUACAAUAGAGGAAAUGUCGAGUACUAUUAUAAUGAAACUUGAAGACGCGAUUAGAGAAGAUAAAUUCUAUGAAUUUGGAGAUUUGCUCGAAGAGACCAAGUGUCUUGAAGAUCUUAUCAAGAACGAUAGACUAUUCUUGAAAUACUCAAGCUGGAAGGCUUGGAACGAAGCAGUUCGUGUCGUUGAAGGCAACCCGGACAAGAGUGAUGCGCUAGCGCUGAUACAACUUGAGAAGAAAUAUAAAAAGAGACUUUCAACAACAGUGGAUCUACUAAAAGGCCAAAGACAAGCUAUUGAGAGGAGGAAAGACAAAGAGAUAGACAAGCUGUCUUCCAAGUUAGUCAAAAAGAGGAAGAAAGUAAAAGACCUCAAGGCUGAGAUAGACCAACUCAAGAGGACUCACCUUAAAGAAAUGAGAGGCAGAAGACAAGAGUGUAGAGCUAAGAUACGAGAAGUUAAAGACUUUCAUAGAGAAGAACUUAAAGAAAAAGAAAAACUUCAGAACAAAGCUAUCCAAAGAUUGAAGGGAAAUUUAAAUCACAUUGAAGAAGAAAGCAAACACAAGAGCGGCAAGAUUAAUGAUCUGGAUGACCAGAUAUUUAAGCUGUCGAAAUCUAUGGAGAAACUUCGGGAGACUAAUGAGAAAAUUAAAGCAGAAUGGGGUCCUCCCAUUGAGGAAUACUCUGAUAAAGAGUUUUCCUUACUAUGAAGGCCAGUAAACUCAAAAUUCCUGCACAGCGAUUACCCAAAAUCAAACUUAAAGAGCCAAGUGAAUUGGUUGAGUCUGUCCCUUGAUAAAACGAAGCACUUAAGACUAGUUGUUAAUCUCUCCAAGCGGAUCCCCGAUCUGAACAGAAUAGACAUAGGCAAUGUGUCCAGUGCUCAUAAAUGGAGUGUCAAAGAGUUCAUGAACAGGUUCUUUCCCAAGAAAGUCGGCGUCUUCUGAUUCAAUAUAAACUCAGACUUGAGCCCCAUCGAUGACUACAUGGAUGAAUUGAUAAAAAUAAGCGAUAAUGUCAAGGAAGAGCUCAAUAUUUAUAAUUUUGAAAUCCCUCAACAUCACUUGGUGACUCUCCUCUCAAGGAACAAGUCUAAAGAAAGAUUCAGAUUCUUCAACUGUAAGCUAAAUCUUACCUUCGUCCCUAAUUUCUCGAAGGCAUUGAAAGGUUGUGCUCUCAAGAGACUUGACUUCGACUGCUGAGGAGAUGCCUCAAGAGGAAACUGGGAGCAUAACAGGCUUCAUUUUGAUAACUUGAUCCAAGGCCUUGGCCAAUGUGGGGAUUUAAGAAAAAGCCUCAAAGAGCUAGUGGUCACCAAUUGUGGGAUGCAGGAUCGUGAGGUUACAGCAACACUCGAAAGAUAUGGAUUUAUGGAUGUUGAGGUCUGGAGUGUCAUGUAAAGCCAAAACGAAUGAUCAAUACAAAUAC
Moneuplotes crassus is the source of this 1714-nucleotide messenger RNA. The record is from the annotation of a GenBank genome assembly. NCBI's taxonomy places the organism in Eukaryota, Ciliophora, Spirotrichea, Euplotida, Euplotidae.